Messenger RNA from Insectozyma verbasci, 838 nucleotides. The record is from the annotation of a GenBank genome assembly. Lineage: Eukaryota; Fungi; Ascomycota; Pichiomycetes; Serinales; Debaryomycetaceae.
AUGGGUAUGGCGAUAAUUAAUCAAUUGCAUUUCAGAGUCAUUGAUACUAACUGUAACAGGUUUAGGUGUUGCAUUAUGGUUAUGUCCUAAAAGGAAUACUCAAAUUUAUGAUAAAAUUAAUACUUUACAAUGUUCAUUAAAUACUUUAUUCCCCGAUCAACCACCAAGAUUUGAACCUCAUAUAACUAUAACUACAAAUAUUAUCAUUGAUUUAGAUGAUCCACAAAUAACAAGAGACGAUGUGGAUAGAAUUUUAUCCGCUAGUGUAGUUGCAAUUAGAUCACUUCCCAAAAAUCAUGAAAAUUUAAUCAAGUUAAGUAAUAUCGAUAGUCAAAGAAAAUUAUUUAAAAAAUUAUAUUUUCAAGUAUUACGAGAUCCAAAUUUAAUAUCAUUUGCAAGAAUAAUAAGAGAAUUAUUUGUUAUCAUACCCAGUGAUAUUGAAAAAGAAAAUCAAAAACAAAAUCCACAUUUAUAUACGCAAGAUGUUAAUGGUGUUACAAUUAAGAGAAAACCGCUGAAAAAACAUAAGCAUAAAGAAGAACAAUUACCAAUUAAAAAGUUUGAUACUAGUCAUAUUGAAGCUGCUGCUGCUUAUAAAGCUGCUGAAUGGUCACAACAAGAAUAUGACCCUCAUUUAUCUUUAGUAUAUAGUAAUUUAUGGCCUAUUGAUAAUGCUUUAUGGAGAACUAUAAAAACAAGAAUAUCAGAUAAUUUAAAUGUUGAAAGUUGUGAUGAUAUAAUAAAUACUGGAUUAGGUUGGGAUGGUGGUGUUUUAAAAUUGGUUUUAUGUGAAGGUGAUGUUAAUGAAUGGGUUACUUUAGGUAGCGUUGAUAUUUAA